Messenger RNA from Oncorhynchus tshawytscha (Chinook salmon), 3879 nucleotides. RefSeq lists its product as uncharacterized. The coding region runs from base 1730 to 3070 and encodes 446 amino acids. The transcript has 2 exons. NCBI's taxonomy places the organism in Eukaryota, Metazoa, Chordata, Actinopteri, Salmoniformes, Salmonidae. The record is from RefSeq and is a predicted model, not a curated record.
UUGGUGGUCAUCAUUUGCUGUGUCAUCAUAGUGCUCUCUGAUUGGUGGUCAUCAUUUGGUGUGUCAUCAUAGUGCUCUCUGACUGCUUAUAGCCUCCUAACUAGCUGCAAUGCUGCACAGCUUGAAAACAUAUGUCUCUCAUGAGGAAUGGUGUCUCCUGUCCUAUGAUGACCAUUUCCUCUUUACACCUCACCCAUUUAUUUGGUGAAAUCAGAAUCACUUCCUUUGUAUUGUUUAGACAUAUUAUCUUAAAGCCAAAAGUACACUUUAUAAUAUGCAAAUCAAUGAAGAAGAUAAAAUAAAUCAAAUCAAAUAGUGUUGACUUGGACAAAGAUCUGCUCUUGUGGAUUAUAAACCAACAGUUUGGGACAUAACAUAUUAUGUGGAUCAGAGUGUUCCACCUAGUAACACAGCCCCCUCCAUGCUCCCUCUUUAUCAGAUCUACCCAACUGAGAGCUGUGCUGUUGGAAUGAAAAGAACCAUUGUUGCCCCGGGAAGCACAACUCCAUGACAACUAGCCACAUUGGCUGCUUUUAACGGAGCCCUUCUCUCUGUAGGGGUAGAGAGAAUCAGAUAGAAAGGGGAAAGGAAAGCACAAGUGAGUGGUCUGAGAGCCCUAAAGCAGACCAGGGACUCUUUUGUGUGUUGUGAUGCAGAUGGAGAAACUGUGUUGUACACUCUUAGAAAAAAGGUGCUAUCUAGAAUCUACAAGGGUUCUUCGACUGUCCCCAUAGGAUAACUCUUUGAAGAACCAUUUUUGGUUCCAGGUAGAACCCUUCCCAGAGAGGGUUCUACAUGGAAUCCAAAAGAGUUUUUACCCGGAACCGAAAAGGGUUCUACCUGGAAUCAAAAAGAGUUCUCCUAUGGUGGCAGCCAAAUAACCCAUUUGGAAGUCGUUUUUCUAAGUGUGUAGUGUAUUCUGUACUGUGCUGUUUCUGAGCCCUUGGCUGUACUCUCCUCCUGUCUUCACCGUACGGCCGAGCCGACCAACCAACCGCUGACGAAGCAGCUGUGGCAGAACAACGUGACAUCACUCAGAGUGAUGUCAGCACAACACAACCCAGCCAGCUGCUGAUGAGGCAUCAGAGAGAACCCUGAUUCUACUGCAGUAUAGAAUCUACCUGGCCCCUGAUUCUACUGUAGAAUAUAAUCUACCUGGCCCCUGAUUCUACUGUAGAAUAUAAUCUACCUGGCCCCUGAUUCUACUGUAGAAUAUAAUCUACCUGGCCCCUGAUUCUACUGUAGAAUAUAAUCUACCUGGAACCUGAUUCUACUGUAGAGGUGUUCUAUAGUAUAGAGACCGGCAUGUUCUAUAAACACUCCUGGACUGUCCUCCAGGAUCCUAUGCCUGCCUCUCCUCAUGUCAUAUAACAGGAAACAUCCGAGCCUUGGUUGUGCAGUGGAGUAUAGUAUAGAAUCUAUACCCUCCUGGACACUCUCUCCUGUUCCAUCCCCUCUGCUGCUAUUAUGGAUUCAAUACCCUCCUGGUUCUGCAAUGGAGGACAUUCUAUACCCUCCUGGUUCUGCAAUGGAGGACAUUCUAUACCCUCCUGGUUCUGCAGUGGAGGACAUUCUAUACCCCCCAUGGUUCUGCAGUGGAGGACAUUCUAUACCCUCCUGGUUCUGCAGUGGAGGACAUUCUAUACCCCCCAUGGUUAUGCAGUGAAGGACAUUCUAUACCCCCCAUGGUUCUGCAGUGGAGGACAUUCUAUACCCUCCUGGUUCUGCAAUGGAGGACAUUCUAUACCCUCCUGGUUCUGCAGUGGAGGACAUUCUAUACCCUCCUGGUUCUGCAGUGGAGGACAUUCUAUACCCUCCUGGUUCUGCAAUGGAGGACAUUCUAUACCCUCCUGGUUCUGCAAUGGAGGACAUUCUAUACCCUCCUGGUUCUGCAAUGGAGGACAUUCUAUACCCCCAUGGUUCUGCAGUGGAGGACAUUCUAUACCCUCCUGGUUCUGCAGUGGAGGACAUUCUAUACCCCCAUGGUUAUGCAGUGAAGGACAUUCUAUACCCCCCAUGGUUCUGCAGUGGAGGACAUUCUAUACCCUCCUGGUUCUGCAAUGGAGGACAUUCUAUACCCUCCUGGUUCUGCAGUGGAGGAAAUUCUAUACCCUCCUGGUUCUGCAGUAGAGGACAUUCUAUACCCUCUUGGUUCUGCAGUGGAGGACAUUCUAUACCCUCCUGGUUCUGCAGUGGAGGACAUUCUAUACCCUCCUGGUUCUGCAGUGGAGGACAUUCUAUACCCUCCUGGUUCUGCAGUGGAGGACAUUCUAUACCCUCCUGGUUCUGCAUUGGAGGACAAUCUAGACCCCCUGGUUCUGCAGUGGAGAACAUUCUAUACCCUCCUGGUUCUGCAGUGGAGGACAUUCUAUACCCCGAUGGUUCUGCAAUGGAGGACAUUCUAUACCCUCCUGGUUCUGCAGUGGAGGACAUUCUAUACCCCGAUGGUUCUGCAGUGGAGGACAUUCUAUACCCUCCUGGUUCUGCAGUGGAGGACAUUCUAUACCCCGAUGUUUCUGCAGUGGAGGACAUUCUAUACCCCCUAUGGUUCUGCAGUGGAGGACAUUCUAUACCCCCAUGGUUCUGCAGUGGAGUACAUUCUAUACCCCCCAUGGUUCUGCAGUGGAGGACAUUCUAUACCCUCCUGGUUCUGCAGUGGAGGACAUUCUAUACCCUCCUGGUUCUGCAGUGGAGGACAUUCUAUACCCCCCUGGUUAUGCAGUGGAAGACAUUCUAUACCCUCCUGGUUCUGCAGUGGAGUACAUUCUAUUCCCUCCUGGUUCUGCAGUGGAGUACAUUCUAUUCCCUCCUGGUUCUGCAGUGGAGUACAUUUUAUACCCUCCUGGUUCUGCAGUGGAGUACAUUCUAUACCAUAGAGAUUAGAUAUCACUAUGUUUUAUACCCUCCUAGACCCUCCUCAAGUCUCUGCUCCAGUCACUCCUCCUGGACCUUCCUCAUGUCACGUGACUUAACAGGAAAGUGCUGUGUUCUAGCCAGAGACCCUCGAACCCCAAAUCCCCACCUUCUAUCCCCGGAAACCAUCCAGUUUGCCUCUCUGUGUGAAGUUUAACAGAUCAUGGCAAGGAUGGAAAGGGCGAUGACGUUCUCCACCUACCUAGUGCCCCCACCUCCACCUCUACCUACCACACCUUACAGAACACCGACCUACAGAACACCGACCUACAGAACACCGACCUACAGAACACCGACCUAUAGAACACCGACCUAUAGAACACUGACCUACAGAACACCGACCUAUAGAACACUGACCUACAGAACACCGACCUAUAGAACACUGACCUAUAGAACACUGACCUACAGAACACCGACCUAUAGAACACUGACCUACAGAACACCGACCUAUAGAACACUGACCUACAGAACACUGACCUAUAGAACACUGACCUACAGAACGCUGACCCACAGAACACCGACCUACAGAACACCGACCUACAGAACGCUGACCCACAGAACACCGACCUACAGAACGCCGACCUACAGAACACCGACCUACAGAACGCUGACCCACAGGGCUAUCUUCAAUGGGCUCUUAAAGGGCUUCAGUGUAUUGAACCAGAACAAGGCCUAGGUUAGAGUUAUGGGUCUGUAAUGUAUUGAACCAGAACAAGGCCUAGGUUAGAGUUAUGGGUCUGUAAUGUAUUGAACCAGAACAAGGCCUAGGUUGAACAUUAUUACCACAGGUUCAAUAUGAUGUUAUGUUUCCCUGCCCUAAAACAUGAGGGCUUAUUUUCCACCGUUGGUACAUGUCAUGUGUUAAGUUAAACAGUGCAUUCAGAAAGUAUUCAGAACCAUUGACUAGUUCCACAUUUUGUUACGUUACAGCCUUAUUCUAAAAUGGAUUCAAUAAAAAUGUUCCUC